GGGCAGACGGACCCGGCCGCGGAAAAAACCCUGCAGACCACGUCGACGCGCCCGGUUCUGCCGCAGCAGUGGAGUUUAUUAUAGGGAGACAUGACUUCUGAUCUCCAGACGUCUCCUCAUCUGCUGAGUAGAAUCUGUCUGUGGAGUACGAGUGGAUAUCUUUUUCUUUUUAAACAAAGGGAAUAACAGCUGAACGGAGAUAAAUAUCUGAACUUUCUGAUGUCAUGGCCCCCGUGACCUUUGAACCUCAGAGAUGUUAGCUCUAAGCCACUACAACUCCUCGUCCUCCCCACUCCUGCCUCCGUUGGGAAAUGACAGCGGGGGGAAGGCGGAGGCCAGGGUGGCUGUGGAGGGCUGGUCGCAGCAGGGGAACUUCACGUUUGUGGAGCCCACCACCAGCGGCGUCAUCGUGGUCAUCCUGUCCAUGACCCUGGGCAUCAUCUCCAACAUUGUGGCUCUGUUCAUUCUGGUGAACGCCUACGCGCUUCAGCAGCGGCGCUCCAAAGCGACCUUCCUCCUGUUUGCCACUUCUCUGGUGAUCACAGACUUCAUCGGACACUUGGUUCCCGGCGCCCUGGUCCUCCGGCUCUACCUGUCAGGAGGCGUGAGCCCUGAGGACUUUGACUCCUCCGAUGGCAUGUGCCAGUUCCUGGGCGGCAGCAUGGUGUUCUUCGGCCUGUGUCCCCUCUUCCUGGGCUGCGCCAUGGCGGCGGAGCGGUGCCUGGGCGUCACCAAGCCGCUGCUCCACUCGUCGCUGGUCACAAAGACGCGCGUGAAGAUUUGCCUGGCUGCGGUGUGGCUGGCCGCUCUGAGCGUGGCCUUGCUGCCCUGCUUCCAGCUGGGCUCGUACACCUUCCAGGACCCGGGGACCUGGUGCUUCAUCAACGUGCUCAGUGACACUGAGGGGGUGGAUGUGGCGUUCGUGGUGCUGUUCUCUGGACUCGGUCUGACCUCGCUGGCCGUGGCGCUGGUAUGCAACACCGUCAGCGGAGUGACACUAGUAUUGGCGCGCCUCAGGAGGCAGCCAGGCUCCCAUCAUUCCACCAAGUCCCAUGACAUAGAGAUGGUGGUGCAGCUGGUGGGGAUCAUGGUCACCUCGUGCAUCUGCUGGAGCCCCCUCCUGAUCUUCGGCCUGAUGUCUGUGAUCCACUCCUACACAGAAACCAUCGGGGACAAUUUAUCAAACUAUAAGACUCUGUUGGUGAUGGGAGUGCGGCUGGCCACGUGGAACCAGAUCCUGGACCCCUGGGUCUACAUCCUGCUGCGUCGCACUGUGCUCCGUAAAAUCUACCUCAUCGCUAAGUGCCAGGCGGGCCUGAGGGGGACCAAACUGGGCCGCUGGGAGCCCACGUCUUUUCACAGCUCAGAGAAGAAACAAGUGGACCAAGUCUGAGCUGUAAAACUGACUGAUAAGGUCAUUUUGCUACCAGGUCACUGAACAUCACAAAGGACCCUCAAUGCUGAAUCAGAUUUGAGGAACCGAUGAACUGUGGCCAGCUUUUAAAACUUCUGUCUGUCAAAAAUGUGU
This is a messenger RNA of Salarias fasciatus (jewelled blenny), 1528 nucleotides long. Its product is annotated as prostaglandin E2 receptor EP1 subtype-like. The record is from RefSeq and is a predicted model, not a curated record. The transcript is spliced from 3 exons. Gene Ontology annotation, cellular component: plasma membrane. NCBI's taxonomy places the organism in Eukaryota, Metazoa, Chordata, Actinopteri, Blenniiformes, Blenniidae. The coding region runs from base 254 to 1393 and encodes 379 amino acids. Gene Ontology annotation, biological process: adenylate cyclase-activating G protein-coupled receptor signaling pathway; inflammatory response; positive regulation of cytosolic calcium ion concentration. Gene Ontology annotation, molecular function: prostaglandin E receptor activity; thromboxane receptor activity.